This is a messenger RNA of Monoraphidium neglectum, 642 nucleotides long. RefSeq lists its product as hypothetical. The record is from RefSeq and is a predicted model, not a curated record. Lineage: Eukaryota; Viridiplantae; Chlorophyta; Chlorophyceae; Sphaeropleales; Selenastraceae. The transcript is spliced from 2 exons. The coding region runs from base 1 to 642 and encodes 213 amino acids.
AUGCGCAGCGUCAUCCUGGUCCUGUUGGCGGCGGUGGCGCUCGCCGCCACUGCGUCUGCCACCGACUGCACCGUGAUGCCCGGCUGCACCGCCUGCACCGACUUCAUACCCAACAUCACUGCCCCGGGUGCUGCCUCACACCAAAUUCACAAGUCGUUCCACGGCCUCCGCCGCCUGCUGCAGCCCAGCUCCGGGGAGGGCUCCAGGGGCGGCCCUGACGCCCUCGAGGGCUCCGAUGGCCCUGACGGCUCCGACGGCUCUGAUGACGUUGACGGACCCAGCAGCUUGAGCAGUCCCAGGAGCUCCAGUGGCCGCACCUCCAAGAUACGCGGCCACCGCGACAGCUUUGGCAACUUCAGUGGCCCCACCUUUGCCCCCAACUUCACGCGCAUCACAUGCACCGCCUGCGACACCGCCGGUUACAAGCUGGAUGCCCAAAAGGGCGUGGCGUGCGCCGAUGGCUAUGUUUCUGGGCCCCUCGCCCCUCGCCCGGCCAUCCACGGGGGCCACCGCAACCUGUUGCAUGGGGGCCACCAUGGCGGCAUGUUCUGUGUAGCCUGUGUCAAUGGAACCAGCAACGUCGACCACACUGCAUGUGUGAAGCGUGCGGACGCGGCUAUUCUUGUUGCCGAUGGGUGGUAG